AUGACCUUCUGUAAUAAUGAACUAGUUUUGCUGAUGCAAGCCAUCGAUUCAGUCUAUAACGAUGAUUGGAGGGUGAGAGGUGCUACGUCUUUCAUCAAAGAUCGUUUGAAAGAGAUAAUAUACACUACUGGGGAGUACCAUUUUUAUCCGAUUGAUCUAUAUCAUUUAGAUAAAUAUUAUUUAAAGAAAGAGAAUUUCCUCUAUCAGUUAGUUACUAUGGAAAUGGAAAUGGAAGAAGAUAGAGGGGUCUUAACCACAGAAUGUGUGAACGGUGAUGAUUUACAUGUCUAUAAGUGUAGAUUUGCAUCUGAUGCACUUCUACGCGUUAGCAAAAGUGUUAUUAAACACCGUCUUAGUCUUAGUAGAUGGAUAUGGAUAUUACACACCCCCGCAACUCACUAA
Molecule: messenger RNA, 402 nt
Organism: Zea mays
Lineage: Eukaryota; Viridiplantae; Streptophyta; Magnoliopsida; Poales; Poaceae
Source: the annotation of a RefSeq genome assembly